Molecule: messenger RNA, 873 nt
Organism: Malassezia sympodialis ATCC 42132
Lineage: Eukaryota; Fungi; Basidiomycota; Malasseziomycetes; Malasseziales; Malasseziaceae
Source: the annotation of a RefSeq genome assembly
AUGGCUCGCAACCAGGAGAAGGCGCAGUCUAUGCUCCACCGUUUCAGGCAGACCCAAGUGCACGAGCUUGGGUUGAACGUGCGGAGUCAUGACAGGCGCCCGAAAUUAAUAUCUACUGUGAACAGUGUGCGCGACUGCGACAAGUGGCGCGACGAAGUGAUGAGGGAGAUUAGUCGGAAAGUGGCUCGCAUCCAGGACGAGGGCUUGACAGACUAUGAAUUGCGUGACUUGAAUGAUGAGAUCAAUCACCUAUUUCGCGAGAAGGGGCAGUGGGAGCGGCAGAUCGCCGCGCUUGGCGGUGCCAAUUAUCGCAGUGGCGUGCCCCGCAUCUUGGACGACCAUGGCGAAGAGAUCCCAGGUAUGCGCGGGUACCGCUACUAUGGGCGGGCGCGGGAGCUGCCGGGUGUCAAGGAGCAUUUGCGCCCCGCCGAGGCACAGGAAGACAAGGCGGAGGAGUCGGUGAAGGAAAAGCGCAUCAAGGCGUACCAGGGACAGCCACCCGCAUACUUUGGCAACGAGGACGAGCAGGACGGUGUGCUUCUACGAGAAGAAAUGGGCGCGGAGGAACUCGGCUGGUCCGAGGGCUGGCGCCGCGUGGCUGCGACCCUAGAGCUGCCGAGCGACUUUGUGCCGCCUGCGAUGCCCCGGCCGCCGCCCGUUCCGUUGGACCUGUCGGCGACUGCACGCAGCGAUAAGGCUCAAGAUACCCCUGCACUAGGAGCCUCCCUGCUGAGCGCGCUGCCAGCCGAGGAGCUGGUGAUGCCCGAAACGGUGACACGCAAAGACAUCGAAGCGUAUAUGCUCCAGGCCAAGAAGGCGGCGCUUCGCCAAGAGUGUACGUGGUGUCUACUAACAGGCAGAUCUGGGCGCGUA